AUGAAGCUACCGUGUAUCCUCGCACUUAUGCCUUUGCUGGUUGUCGCUGAUCUAUUUGAGCUGUACAGUAGAACAAGGGAAUUUUGCAUUGAAAAUGGUUGGAUUGCACGUUUUGGCGACGCGCUAAUUAAUCUGUUGGGAAGAACGGAGCCUGUGGAACAAAUAUACGACUGCGACGCUGUAGCUGCGGCUAGAAAAAUCUUGAGAGAUAGUGAUGGUCUCAUGGCGUUCUAUCCCAGAUUCUCUUCGGCUGCAAUUUACCUUAAUAAAACCUGUCAUACAUCUGACACCUGUGAAUACCCUGACCCGGACAAAUUUGCUCAGGAUUGGAGAAAAGAUAAUAAGGAUACUAUUGUGUACACAUUCGGAUGUUCCAUGUUGAAAAAGAAGUAUGAAGGAAAGUAUUGGUCCCUUCUUUACUGCCUCUUGGACUACAAGAAAAAUUUAACAACCUACCCAGAGUUUCAAAAGGCUAUGAAAGAAUUGAAGGUCGAGGAGGAAAUGCAAUAA
Molecule: messenger RNA, 510 nt
Organism: Cylicocyclus nassatus
Lineage: Eukaryota; Metazoa; Nematoda; Chromadorea; Rhabditida; Strongylidae
Source: the annotation of a GenBank genome assembly